AUAGACUUUGUGUAUUAUUUUUUUAUAAUAUAAACUUCGUUUUGAUAAGUUUAUAUAAACCUUGUUUUCGUAAGAGAUUGUGAAAUUUUCUUUGCAGAGGGACAUGGUUAUUUUUUGUCUUUGGUUCUUGUAAUGAGAUUUUAACUAUGGUAAAUCUAAGAGCCCAUUUGAAGAUGAUGUCUCGGCCCUCCUUAUCCUUAUCUCGCCCACCGUUCUAAAACCCUUCCCUUCCUCUUCUUUUCUCUUCUCCUUCCACUUCCACUUCUUCUAUCUCUCACAAUUCAGCAAUGGCUUCUUCUAUAGUUACCUCUAGCUUGAAGCCUUUAGCCAUGGCCGAUUCUUCCUCUUCUACCAUUUUCUCCCAUCCUUCCAUCUCCUCUACCAUCUCUUCCUCCAGAAUUCGCAGCUCCAGUGUUUCCCUCCUUACCGGACGCAUUAACCUGCCCCUCUCUUUCUCUCGCGUCUCUCUAUCUCUUAAAACCAAAACCCACCUUAAAAAAUCCCCCUUUGUCUCCUUCGUUGCCCAGACUUCGGAUUGGGCUGAAGAAGGUGGAGAAGGAAGCGUCGCUGUUGAGGAGACCGAGAACAGUUUAGAGUCACAAGAUGUGAGCGAAGGAGAUGAGAGCGAAGGAGAUGCGAGCGAAGGAGAUGUGAGCGAAGGAGAUGAGAGCGAAGGAGAUGUGAGCGAAGGAGCUGUGAGCGAAAGAGCUGAGUUCCCGGAGCCAUCGGAAGAAGCCAAGCUUUUCGUCGGAAAUUUGGCUUAUGAUGUUAAUAGCCAAGCUUUGGCUAUGCUCUUUGAGCAAGCCGGUACUGUUGAAAUCGCCGAGGUUAUAUACAAUAGGGAAACUGACCAGAGUCGUGGGUUUGGAUUUGUGACAAUGAGUUCUGUGGACGAAGCUGAGACAGCUGUGGAGAAGUUCAACCGUUAUGAUCUUAACGGACGUCUACUAACUGUAAACAAGGCAGCUCCAAGAGGAUCACGUCCAGAACGUGCGCCUCGGGUAUAUGAACCUGCAUUCAGAGUAUAUGUAGGGAAUCUACCAUGGGAUGUGGACAAUGGCCGUCUAGAACAGCUUUUCAGUGAGCAUGGUAAAGUUGUGGAAGCUAGGGUGGUUUACGACCGUGAGACAGGUCGUUCACGUGGAUUCGGGUUUGUCACAAUGUCUGACGUGGAUGAACUCAACGAAGCCAUCUCUGCCCUCGAUGGACAGAACUUGGAGGGUAGAGCAAUCAGAGUGAAUGUAGCGGAAGAGCGUCCUCCAAGGCGUGGAUAUUAAAGCUGAGAUCUAGCUGUGCCCUCUCUCUCUCCCUAUCUUGCAUUUUGUUUAGACGAGAUUCUUACACUCUUCAACGAUUGUUUUUGGCUGAACUCUGAAUGUGAAAGUUAAGCUGCUUCUAAAGUAAUUUGUAUCGCUUGUUUUUGAUGAUCUCUUAUUCAUAGUUUAAUUCCUAAUUGUUGGAGUUUCAUUCCCUCAAUCGCAUCGGGGGAUACGACACAUUUCUGGGACAUGCCUUGUCGGUGACCUUUAGAUAUUAGCAACUACGAGGUUUACCCCAAAAUCGGCUGAGAAUGAAAGGCUUCUAUAGCAAAGCACAAGUUGGUCGAGGCCUAAGGGAAGAAGACUAGAAAGGUGGUGUCAUAUGGUGAGUUAGUCUCUGCCAGUCUAGAGGUUCCUAAAGAAGAGGAUUGGGAUCUUCAUUGUGUUCGUAAAGGGAUCCACUAUUUUAAUCUCUUGAUU
Arabidopsis thaliana (thale cress) is the source of this 1739-nucleotide messenger RNA. It is a transcript of the gene RBP31, whose product is annotated as 31-kDa RNA binding protein. Gene Ontology annotation, molecular function: nucleic acid binding; RNA binding; poly(U) RNA binding. NCBI's taxonomy places the organism in Eukaryota, Viridiplantae, Streptophyta, Magnoliopsida, Brassicales, Brassicaceae. Bases 288 to 1277 code for a protein of 329 amino acids. Gene Ontology annotation, biological process: innate immune response; RNA modification. The transcript has 4 exons. The record is from RefSeq and is marked reviewed. Gene Ontology annotation, cellular component: chloroplast.